UUGUGCAAUGUUCGACUUCUCAGGCCUUGAAUCGCAUCAUGUGGAGUGAGCGGACGGCUCUGAUUGGGCGGUGUGUGCCCGGCGCAGAGCAUUGUGGGAAGAUGGAGGGCAACGUGGGGAGAUUGGAGGAAGAAGCCCUGAAGAGAAAGGAGAGACUGCGGGAGCUGAGGAAGAAGAGGUUACGAGAAGAUGGCGGCACAGACGGGGAUGGGAGCGAAAAUCAAGAAGAAAAACACUGGGAGCUGAAGCUGAGGAAUUACACCCCCCAGGACGAGGCCCUGAAGGGGCGGCAGAUAGCGCAGGCCAAGCCUGAGUCCGUGGAGGAGAAGGUGAAGGAGCAGCUGGAAGCAGCCAAGCCGGAGCCCAUCAUCGAGGAAGUGGAUUUGACUAAUCUCGCUCCUAGGAAACCAGACUGGGAUCUGAAGAGAGAUGUCGCCAAAAAAUUGGAGAAGCUGGAGAAGAGAACGCAGCGGGCAAUCGCAGAGCUAAUCCGAGAGCGAUUGAAGGGUCAGGAGGAGAACCUGGCCGGCGCGGUGGAGGCGGCAAAACAGGAGGACGAGGAUUCGGACUGAGCGACAGCGUCAGAGCCGGCGCAAAAUGACUGCUGUAUCUUCUGUUAAGGCGAGCUCUGGUGGAGGAGGGGUUAAUGUAACAUAACCUGAGACUGGAUCAUCACAUGAUGAGGAAGGGGCGGGACUUGUCUUACUGUUGUCCCUGGUGACGGGACACGUGGAGCGUCAGCCUCGCUGUAAGAAUGUUCUGUGCUGCGUCAGGCUGCAGGGACUUGUGUAUUGUAGCACGAGGUGAACGCAGCCGAGGUUUUUAUACCUGUAUAUGAUGAAUAGUGAUUUUGCUUUUUUCAAUUUAUUUUUUACAGUAAAUACAAAGUAAAAGGUAAAUUUAGAUU
Messenger RNA from Hyla sarda, 907 nucleotides. RefSeq names its product coiled-coil domain containing 12 (gene CCDC12). Bases 39 to 572 code for a protein of 177 amino acids. Gene Ontology annotation, cellular component: post-mRNA release spliceosomal complex; U2-type spliceosomal complex. The record is from RefSeq and is a predicted model, not a curated record. The transcript has 7 exons. Lineage: Eukaryota; Metazoa; Chordata; Amphibia; Anura; Hylidae.